Molecule: messenger RNA, 4698 nt
Organism: Dromiciops gliroides (monito del monte)
Lineage: Eukaryota; Metazoa; Chordata; Mammalia; Microbiotheria; Microbiotheriidae
Gene: SRP68
Product: signal recognition particle 68
Exons: 16
Coding region: 1218-2795 (525 amino acids)
Biological process (GO): SRP-dependent cotranslational protein targeting to membrane
Cellular component (GO): signal recognition particle, endoplasmic reticulum targeting
Molecular function (GO): 7S RNA binding; signal recognition particle binding; endoplasmic reticulum signal sequence receptor activity
Source: RefSeq, a predicted model, not a curated record
CACACCCUCUAAAACUACCCAUCCCUUCCACCAUGGUCUCUGGAAUGCCUUAGGUAAUAAAUUUUUAUUUUAAAUCUUUUCCUUUCCCAAUUCCUUCCAUCUUCUGGCUCUUAUUGAGACUUGCCUCCCUCCCAAUGACAUGGUCUCUCCAGCUUCCCUUUCUAGCACUGGCUGCCCUUUGACUUAUUCCCCUACUUACUGGUUAAGAUGGAAGAGUUGGGAUACUCCUUGCUCCCUGUUGCCACCUCCAGGUUCUUCCUCCAUCACCAUCAUUCUUUAAUCCUCCUUCAUUGAGAUUUAUUCAUACCAUAACUACUACUCAAUCACAAUUCUGGAGGCUGUUGUCUCCAAGACAUUUCCCGUCUUUCCUCAGUGAGUUCAAUGCCUACCUCACAGUCUUUAUUCUCAACUCCUGCCCUGUUACUUGGGUAUAGCCAUAGUCUUGAUCUUGUCAUCUCCCUCAAAUGCACCACUUUCAUUCUCUUAAACUCUGAAAUUCCCAUAUCUGAUUAAUAAAUUGUCAUUCCACCUCUCUUUGUGCCUUGUAACCCUAUGUUCUUCACCCACACUAUGGCCCCCAAUUCCUUGACACCUCAGUUCUACCAUCACCUCUGUACUAGCUACGCUCUUCUUCCUUUCCCCAUCUUGAUCUCUUGGUGAGCCACUUAAAGUCUACACUGUCUGGUUCUUUCGAGUGCCUUGCCCUUUUGUAUUGUCGAUCUUGCCCUGCUAAACCUCAGCCUUAUAUCACUCUGGAUUACUCCCACCAUUAGCAACCUUUGCUCCAAUAGUGCUGCUGAGUGAAGCUAGAGAAAACCAUGAAACUAUGCUGAUUUAUCUUUACAGAUUUGUCUUAUAUAACCUCUUUACUUUUCAUAUGUCCUUAAUUAACUCACUAUUCCCCUCACCUCAGCGGCUCUUCCAAACUUUUUUAUGCCUCUUCAAACAUCCUGUGGCUCCCCCUCCUAUCCUCUCAUCUAAGAACCUUGCUUCAUAUUUUAGUGAAAAAAUUUGAAGUCAUUCAACAAGAGUUCCCGCUUACCUCCUCCUCAUCCAGAUGCCUUCUGCCACUGUCUUGUUGGAGUAAAAGAACUCCAGUCCUUCAGAUUAUCAAGGAAUCCCAACAGCAACAUGGUUUACGGCAUGGAGAUUUUCAGAGAUACAGGGGCUAUUGUUCCCGUAGGCAAAGACGUCUUCGAAAAACACUCAACUUUAAGAUGGGGAAUAGACACAAAUUCACAGGAAAAAAAGUAACUGAAGAGCUUCUAUCUGACAACAGAUACUUGCUUUUGAUUUUGAUGGAUGCUGAAAGAGCCUGGAGUUAUGCCAUGCAGCUUAAACAAGAAGCAAAUACUGAACCUCGGAAACGGUUUCAUUUGUUAUCUCGACUUCGAAAAGCUGUGAAGCAUGCCGAGGAACUGGAACGCUUAUGUGAGAGUAAUAGGGUGGAUGCCAAGACUAAAUUAGAGGCUCAGGCUUACAUGGCUUACCUAACAGGAAUGCUGCGCUUUGAACAUCAGGAGUGGAAGGCAGCAAUGGAGGCUUUUAACAAAUGCAAAACCAUCUAUGAAAAGCUAGCCAGUGCUUUUACUGAGGAACAGGCUAUAUUAUAUAAUCAGCGAGUGGAAGAGAUUUCACCCAACAUACGCUAUUGUGCCUAUAAUAUUGGGGACCAGUCAGCUAUUAGUGAAUUGAUGCAGAUGAGACUGAGAUCUGGUGGUACUGAGGGUCUUCUGGCUGAGAAAUUGGAGUCAUUGAUCACCCAGACUCGAGCCAAGCAGGCAGCUACUAUGAGUGAAGUAGAGUGGAGAGGGAGAACUGUUCCAGUAAAGAUUGACAAAGUGAGAAUCUUCUUACUGGGAUUGGCCGACAAUGAAGCAGCCAUUAAUCAGGCUGAAAGUGAAGAAACCAAGGAACGUCUGUUUGAGUCCUUGCUUAGUGAAUGUCGGGAUACUAUCCAAGCUGUCCGGGAAGAGCUCAAGCCAGAUCAGAAACAAAGGGAGAACAGCCUUGACGGAGAGUCUGGAAAAGUUUCUAAUUUGCAAUACCUACACAGCUACCUGACUUUCAUCAAGCUGUCCACUGCAAUCAAGAGGAACGAAAGCAUGGCAAAGGGUCUUCAGAAGGCACUGCUGCAGCAGCAGCCAGAGGAUGACAGCAAGCGCUCUCCUAGGCCCCAGGACCUGAUCCGCCUCUAUGACAUCAUCCUCCAGAAUCUAGUGGAACUCCUUGCAUUGCCUGGCUUAGAGGAGGACAAAGGUUUCAAAAAAGAGAUAGGACUCAAGACACUGGUAUACAAGGCUUACAGGUGUUUCUUCAUUGCUCAAUCUUACGUGCUGGUGAAGAAAUGGAGUGAAGCCCUUGUCCUGUACGACCGAGUCCUAAAAUAUGCCGGUGAAGUGCAGUCUCAAGCAGGAGCCUCCCAGAACAGCCUAAAGGAACUACCUGAUGUCCAGGAACUGAUUACUCAGGUGAAAUCAGAAAAAUACUCUCUACAGGCAGCUGCUAUCUUAGAUACAAAUGACCCCCAUGAAACAGAAUGUCCUUCCCAAGUCAAGGACAAUAAGCCUCUUGUUGAACGUUUUGACACUUUUUACCUGGAUCCUUCUCUCGUCAGCAAGCAAGCCAACCUCGUUCACUUCCCACCAGGCUUCAAACCCAUCCCUUGCAAGCCCUUGUUCUUUGAUCUGGCCCUCAACCAUGUGGCUUUCCCACCCCUAGAAGACAAGGUGGAACAGAAGACCAAGAGUGGCCUAACUGGAUAUAUUAAGGGCAUUUUUGGAUUCAGGAGCUAAUUGAUCUUCUACAGUGGGGGAUUUAGAUUCUUACUCUGUAUUGUAAGAAAGCUUCAGAAUAUUAAAUUCAGGUCUGAAAUUGCCCAGGGUGGGGGUCUUAACAUCUUCCCUAUGUCCUGUGUGUAUGCACUCGCAUACUUAACCAUUGUGUUAGAGGGAAACCAUGCUCUUUUCCUGAUCAAUGUGUGUGUUUAUUCUGUCUCCCCUAAGACCUGGGUAGGGGGCAAUGCCAUUCUGUCCCGUGAAACUCUUGGAACUUAUAUUUCAAUCAGCAUUGCAUUCAGGGAGAGUACAUACCAGUCAUGGACCACACCUAGAAUCAUAUUUUUCCCAUCAGUAAAAUGGAUUUUCAGCCAACCUGUCCUUCCUAUGGGGAUAAUUGUUGAGCAUCUAGACUCCUUGGAUGACGUUUAUCAUUACUAUGAAAAUGUAUAAAAUGUUGGUCCUGCCUUACUUCUUACCCCCAACUCAGUUAUAAAGAGCUGUAGCAUAAGAAAGGAUCUUUAUUUUUAAAGGAAAUAUGUUCUGAAAUGAUGAAACCAAACCUUGUAUUAAAAGGCAAGGGUAGUAGACACCAUAAUACAUUUUUAUAUAACCUAAUUUAAUGUUUAGUGGUAUCUUCCUAAGUUUAAACCUUGCUACUACCUUGAUUUUUCCUUUCAGGGUGACAUCCUGUUGUGUGUGCACCCUAUCAAGGCCUACCUGGUAAUUUUGCUAUUGACGAUGCUAGAUAAGGAUACAUUAGAGGAGCCAUCUUUAAAAAGAAAAAUUCUAUCUUGACAUUUCUAGAGUCAACUUACUCUUGUACAUGUCAGUGUUCUUCCUUACCCUUCCAUUUUACAAUGGAGUUUCUUGCCUUGUCCAUUUCAACACUCACACCAGACUUUCUCCUUUACCUCUUAAUGUGACAGUAAGUUGCUCUGAAUGGAAUUUUAUUGUCAAAAAGAUUAGAAUUUUUAAUGAGGCAAUGGGAAGAGCUUGUGCUACUAUAUUUAGUAUUAAAGACAGUCAAGAAAAUGGAUUUCGCCCAGGAGCAUUCUCUCCACAUAGCCUAGUCAGCCUUUCACGUAGUGUCACUGGACAAGAGGCUAUAAGACAGCCAGAUUUAAAUAUAUGUACAUCUCCUGAUCAUCGGAUGCAAUCAAGUUGUUCCUAUGGUUGGCUUUGUUGUGGAUGGAUUCAGGAUGAGCAUUCUGCACAGAGCUGCUCAGAUUGAUCUCUGGACUGUUUUAUACAAUGACAUUUUAGAAACCAAACAAAAUGCUUCCACUGGGAAAGGAAGUGGGGAAUGAAAUUUUCUGGUAUUAUGAAUUUGACAUGCACUUUGUCCUAAGUGGGUGAUUUUCAUGUUCCUUUGAUCCAUUGCCUUCUGACCACUCUGGUACCAUCAACAGUAGGGUUUGACCCACCAAGAACCUUCUGUCUCCCAAAGUGGGGAGAAGAGUGGAGGUUGGGGGGAAGAGAAACAAUCCAGUCUCCGUUUAUAUUUUUAAAACAUAUGCCUAGAUCUACUGGUGUUAAUUUUCAUUUUAAUCUAUGAGAUGUAUAGUUUGGGUGAAGGGGAACAGGGUUCCCCAAGCAAGCAAGAUUUAAUCUGAAGGAGCAGAUGUUAGCUGCUGUCUUUUUAUUUUAAUUUAUCAAGUAAUGAAAUUUUAAACACAUCAUUUUGGGAAGGUAAUGAUUUAUCCCAAUCUGUCUUUCUUAAUGCCUGUUUGUUCUGUUUAGGAAAAUGUUGAGUUGAGUCAGCUGAUGGAUUGGCCCAGCCCCUCUCUGCUGUGCCUCCUGGCUUUUUCCUCCUUUCAUGUACAUUGUUUUGAUGUUCUGUCUCUUUUUCCAGUUUUACAUUAAAUCAAGUGAGAGUUCUUUGUUUCCCUGUUUAAAAUAAAACAUUGAUCUGGCUGAG